This is a messenger RNA of Racocetra fulgida, 235 nucleotides long. The record is from the annotation of a GenBank genome assembly. NCBI's taxonomy places the organism in Eukaryota, Fungi, Glomeromycota, Glomeromycetes, Diversisporales, Gigasporaceae.
AUGACAUCUUGUUUGCAACCAUUUGAAGAAGUUGAAGAAACCAAAGUCGAUAAAGAUGAAGCCGAAGAAGCUAAAGUUAAAGAAGCUGAAGUUAAAGAAGCUGAAAUCAAUGUUAAGAAGAGUGAUUAUAUCCAGAUUGAUAAUAAUCUUAAAACAGAAGAAGUUACUAUUAAUAAAGCUGCAAUUAUCAAAGAAAUUUGCUAUCAGUCUGAUUUAAGUAAUAAUAAUAAGGAUA